Lactuca sativa (garden lettuce) is the source of this 630-nucleotide messenger RNA. RefSeq lists its product as uncharacterized. Lineage: Eukaryota; Viridiplantae; Streptophyta; Magnoliopsida; Asterales; Asteraceae. The record is from RefSeq and is a predicted model, not a curated record.
AUGUCAGCACCUGCUCCUGCAAUUCUACAGAUUACUAACGACCGUCUGGGCAAGGUGGAUGCACAUGUGGCGAAGAGCAGGGCUUUCCAGUUGACAGCCGAGGAGGAUCGUGCAGCUCCUGACGUGGUGAUAGGAUCGUUCCUUGUGAACAAUAUUCAUGCAUUGGUAUUGUUUGAUUCGGGGGCUACCCGAUCCUUUGUGUCGCUUGUGCUUAGCAAUAGGUUUGUCGGAGCUCCAGGGGAGCUGGAUUGUCCUUUAGAUAUUGAUAUUGCAGACGAUCGAUCUGUCCGGGUAGCGAGGGUUCAUCGGGGUUGUAUUCUCCAGCUGUUCAGCGAACAAUAUCUGGUUGAUUUGGUUCUCAUUCCUUUGUCUAGGAACAAUGUUAUUGUGGGUAUGGAUUGGCUGAGACCCAAUGGGGUGGUGAUCGAGUGUGAGCAGCGGUGCAGCUCUGGUAGCCAAAGCUCCGUAUCGGUUGGCUUCUCCUGGGAUGAAGGAGUUAUCUACAUAGCUGCAGGAGCUGUUAGACAAGGGAUUCAUUCGACCGGGAAGUUUACCAUGGGGAGCACCCAUCUUAUUUGUGAAGAAGAAGGAUGGGGUCCCAUCAUAUGUGCAUUGACUACCGGGAACUGA